AAGUGGGGCGAGAGAAGCCAUAGCCCAUAGGCGCCAGUAGUACUGAGCGGCGGCGGCGGCGGACGGAGAUGGGGAAGGGCAGCGAGCUGUGGGACGAUUCGGCGCUGGUCGACGCGUUCGACCACGCCGUCGCCACCUUCAAGGCUACGCAUGGCAAGGGCACCCAAGCAACUCCAUCGGAGAAUGAGGAACCAGAAGAUCCUUCUGCCGCUGCCCCCGCUGGAGAAGAGCCCAUUUUGACUGAGGUGGCAACUGAGCCCAUAGAGAAAGAUGGUAGCCAGACAGAAUUACCUUGCGAAGCAUCAGAGACACCAUGUCAGACCCAUGAAGAAAGAAAGCCCACUGAGCAGGCUCCUCUCCAGGGGACGGAUCUGGAGAAAGAGACACAUUUCUCAGAGCCCAAGAUGCAUGCCUCAGAUGCUACUGAUGCUGAGCAAAAGGAUACCUCAGACCAGCAGACCUGGGACUACAAUGAAUUGGUAAAAAAAUACUAUGAACUUGAGGAGCAAAGCCGGAAAGUUCUUGAGCAACUGCAUCAAACAAACUACUGGAGUUACCAAGUCCCUGGACAAUCUUCAGUGUACCAACAGGUUCAAGUUCCUGCCUAUAGUGCCACAGCACCAGAUCUGCAUUCUUCAACCAUUCAAAACCCAUACUGCUGUGCGAAUGUACCCCUGGUAUCAGUCUCCUGUUGUUCAACUGGCCAGACAAGUGGGGCUUCUUGUAUGCAACCAAGUGGUGGUUGUAGCAUAUCAUUGACUUGUGAUCAAUGCCCUGGCACAAGCACAGCAUAUUCUACUGGAGCAUCCUGCAUGCAGCAGCCAGAAAAGGUGUCUACUGACGGUGAUCAAGUUGCUAAGGCUGCAAUUAUGACUGCUGAAGGUGCCAUGAAUUUCAUGAGAAGUACAAUAUCUGGAGAUUCAGGCACCUUUCCAAGAGUGGACACUGCAUCUGGAAAGGAGGGCACAACUAUGGGCAUGAAUCCAAAUUUUGACACCGUGGGAGCAGAUAGUGAUCUUGCUGUUGUCUUAAAUGCAUGGUAUGCAGCAGGGUUUUACACUGGCAGGUACCUCAUGCAGCAAUCCAUGAAAAAUUCCAGACAAGGCUGACAUCUGUUAAAAUCCUAUCCAUUUGGAAUAUCGGCAAAGAUGGCCCUUCGGCUCCAGAAGAAUCAAGAGAUCGAGUACUAAUUAAUUGUGGAACUGAACAUUCCUCGUGAAGUUCAGUAUGAUAUCAGUGCUUUUUCCUCAAGUAAGAAUUAUGGUACAAUUAUGCAUUAAGGAGAAACAAUGGUACCGAUCAUUUUGCUAUCCACGUCUAAGAGAUGAAUUGCAUCCCA
Messenger RNA from Oryza brachyantha (malo sina), 1339 nucleotides. RefSeq lists its product as uncharacterized. The record is from RefSeq and is a predicted model, not a curated record. Bases 69 to 1109 code for a protein of 346 amino acids. The transcript is spliced from 6 exons. Lineage: Eukaryota; Viridiplantae; Streptophyta; Magnoliopsida; Poales; Poaceae.